Helicoverpa zea (corn earworm) is the source of this 2049-nucleotide messenger RNA. RefSeq lists its product as uncharacterized. The transcript is spliced from 9 exons. The record is from RefSeq and is a predicted model, not a curated record. The coding region runs from base 189 to 1001 and encodes 270 amino acids. NCBI's taxonomy places the organism in Eukaryota, Metazoa, Arthropoda, Insecta, Lepidoptera, Noctuidae.
CCACUUAGAUUUGUCAAACUCAUCCGGCCAUUAUCUCAAAAACUGUAAAACUUGCAAAUAUUCGCAAUAAUAUUACAGUGCGCUAAUGCUAUAGUGUGAAAAAUAUAUAUUUACGUUGUAAAACGUAGUGUUUGUUAUAUAUAAUAGUAUACAAAGCCGCCACCGUGGAGCCUCACAUAAGCGUGGACAUGUGCACCCCCGACUCGUGGCGCGGGGGUGUGGCACGGUCGCCCUCGCACGAGUCCGUCACCACCGACCUGUCUCUCUUCAGCGUCUCGUCAGCUGCAUCUGAUGCCAGGGUGCUGAGGUUGCUGGCUUGUAAGGCAGGCCAGGGUCCAGACCCGUCGCUCCGAGUGGCCAGCCCCAACCCAGAUAGUAAAGCUUUAAAAAGACCGUCAUCCUCCCUCCCACUAGCAGGCACAGACAACUGGCGGUCCCUGCUGGCGGGCUGCGCAGCCCUGUGUGCUCAGCUAGGCCUGCGCCGGUCCUUCAGCGCCGCCGACGUGGCCAGCUGCCGGGAGCUGCAGCAGCCGCUCAGGAGCGCGACGUCGGAGGUGGGUCUGUGCGCGGCGCUGGAGGCUCUGACCCUCAGCGCCGCCUCGCGAUCCUGCAGCACUUGGGUCGCUGUGGGCGGGUCGCAGCUGCCGUCGCCGCAGCGCUCGCACCCCGCGCCCGCGACAAGGCCGCUGCCGACCGAUAACAAGAAGGUCCGACAGAGCUACAUAAAGCGUCGGCUUCUGACGACAUACCGCGCGCUCGAGCGCAUGUCGCAGUCAGACUUCAAUCUCGACAGACUCGAGGCGGCGGCGGUGUGUGCUGCGGGCGCGACGCUGUCCGUGCCGCCCGCUAGACAUGCGCGCUUCGUGCACCCGGAAGCGGCCCACCUGGCCCUCACAGCAGCAGAUCUAGAACGCGAGCGUGGUCGACCUCUGUCGAAGUACGAGCGCAACAUGAUGAUCUUCAACUGGCUGCACACGCUCGACGAUGCCGCGCCCUUCUAGGUAGCACAGGCGUUGUAUAUCCAUGGUGUUUGAGUACGGAGGCAUUGAUUGAAGGUAGGUUUUCAAAAAAACAAGGUCAUCUUUGGGUAAUUUCUGGAUUUUUGAGGUCAUCUUAAGGUAAUUAAUGGGUUUUCGGGGUCAUCUUAAGGUAAUUACUGGCUUUUCGGGGUCAUCUUAAGGUAAUUUCUGGAUUUUCGAGGUCAUCUUUGGGUAAAUGAUGGGUUUUCGUGGUCAUCUUUGGGUAAAUGAUGGGUUUUCGGGGUCAUCUUAAGGUGAAUGCUGGGUUUUUGAGGUCAUCUUAAGGUGAAUGAUGUGUUUUCGGGGUCAUCUUAAGGUAAUAACUGGCUUUUCGGGGUCAUCUAGGUGAAUGUUUCGACUGGAAGAGAGAAAUUAAAAUAUUGUAAUGUAUUUUUUGGAUGUUUGAUUUAAUAAUUUCUUAUGUUGUCUUUAACAUCAAAAAAUACUUUAUUACCCCCAAAGAAAAACUUAUAUAAAAUAACAGGCAACAAAAAACUUUUUCUAUUGGAUUUCUCGCUCAUAGUCAAAUGUCUAGAAAUUAUAGAACGCUACCUUCAGUCAAUUCCUCCUAUAUAUAGGAAAAGUAAUUUGAGUUAUAUAAUACAAUGUGUAACUAAAAUAAUAUUUGAACUGUACCUAUAUUUAACUAAAAUUAUUUUUAGUCUCUUUUGGUAUUAUUUUGUUUACUGUUUUCAUAAAAUAACUAAGUCACUCCUAAUUUAAGAGUGACAUAUUUAUUAUUUAAAUAAUUUAUAUAAAUAAGAUUUUAGUUACACAUUGUAUAUAAAAUUAAAGAAUAUAGUGUAAUGUGGAAUUAUAUUGAAUAGCUCUAUGCUAGUCAGAUGUUGAUAGUUGGCGGUAUGUUCACCAAUAUACAGUAUAUAAUUAAUAUAUACUGUUAUAUAUAUAUGUAUGUAUAUAUUUGUUACUGAAGGUUACGGAUGGCAAGUACUUUUAAUAUUGAAGAUAAAGUAUAUAAUAAUAAAAGUAUAUAGUGGCCUAGUGGGUAAAGAACCAAUCUCUCAAGUAU